AUGGACAUGGAUCACGGCCACCAUGGGCACGGAGAUAUGGAUAUGGGAGGGGACCAGUGCAGCAUGAAUAUGCUCUUCACCUGGUCGACCAAGAACCUCUGUAUUGUCUUCUCCGGAUGGCACGUAACCGGUCCCCUCUCUCUCCUCGGUUCCCUAGUCGUCAUCGUCCUUAUGGCUGCGGGUUAUGAAGGUGUCAGACAAGUUACUCGGCAGUAUGAGAUUGCGCACGCGAGACGAUUGAGUGCGUUCUCGACAGCUCCUGUUGGCAGCAAUGAGAUCGCCGACGAAGCUCUCACGGGCAAUGAAACUGAUCCUCAAAACCAAGCACGUACACAUGUCCCCAGCACGAGCUCACGGCUACUUGUAGGCAGUGACAAUAGGAGGGCCGUUGAGCGGAGGGGUAAGAUCACCAUGGCUGCGCUUUAUGCGGUGCAGGUGUUUUAUAGCUUUUUCAUCAUGCUUCUCUUUAUGACUUACAACGGCUUUGUUAUGCUUGCCGUCGCUGUGGGCGCGUUUGUCGGAUACUUGGCAUUCGGUGAGAACAUGUCGGCGACCAAAAGUGUUGCUUGUCAUUGA
This is a messenger RNA of Aspergillus calidoustus, 576 nucleotides long. NCBI's taxonomy places the organism in Eukaryota, Fungi, Ascomycota, Eurotiomycetes, Eurotiales, Aspergillaceae. The record is from the annotation of a GenBank genome assembly.